Thalassophryne amazonica is the source of this 4650-nucleotide messenger RNA. RefSeq names its product TBC1 (tre-2/USP6, BUB2, cdc16) domain family, member 1 (gene tbc1d1). The record is from RefSeq and is a predicted model, not a curated record. The coding region runs from base 166 to 4179 and encodes 1337 amino acids. NCBI's taxonomy places the organism in Eukaryota, Metazoa, Chordata, Actinopteri, Batrachoidiformes, Batrachoididae. The transcript is spliced from 21 exons.
UUUCGGCCUCCUCUUGGUGUCGCAGCUUUCUAAAUAUUUCCCUCCGACCAGCGGCGGCUGUGUGACUGUGCGUGUCUCUCUCUGCGUCGACUUUCACAGUUUCCCCACCAACGAUCAGCAGCGAUCAGGAGACAGUGAAGAUACACUCUUCUGGCCACAGCAGCCAUGGAGGGACUCCACUUUGAGGCAAAACCAAGAAGACCUAAAGAUCUGUGGCCUGGAGACUCUGAGAAACCACAUCCUCCUGGUCUCACUUUGAACCAACAGUCAUGUCCAUUUUUUUCUACCAGUCUAACUCCUCAGCAGCAGAGGACUGGAUUCUGGGUGGAGAUGAUGCAAGAUGACGAUGAGAUGCAAGUCCAGUACAGACUGACACUUGUCGGUUGUCUGCCGGUCCACCACCUGACCACCAUGGCCAUGCUACCAUGGGUGGUGGCUGAGAUUAGCAGGUCUCACGAAGAGCUAAACAAAGAAGUCCAGACUAGAGAGCUUGAAGGAGGACAGCAGGACUCCUCUGUCCACAACAAUAAGACUGUGUAUCUCAGUGUGUCAGCCUCACGGGUGCGCUGUGUGUAUGUUUGGGGGGUUACGUGGGACCCUCUGUCACACACGGUGCUGUUUGAAUGUCGUCCUCACCAUGUGACCAAACUGAUCCACAACAGCCAGGACCCCAGCAGCUUCGGCUGUCUGGUUAGAAGAACUUCCAACUGUGGCUGCUAUGUUUUCCGCUGUCAGGACCGCACCAAGGUUUCUGAGAUCAUCAGUACAAUGAGGCAGGCAGGCAAAAGUUCUGCACGCAGUCAUGACAUCACAGCUGUUACCACCAAAGCUUCCACAGGUUCUGGAGGCAGUGAUUCUUCUGAAACGUGCCUAAAUGGUUCAUUUUUACCCUCAACCACAGCCUCCGCAGCACCAAAUUCUGCUGUGUCUCUGACAGACUUCGCUAAGAAAUUCGAAGUGCUUUUUUGUGGCCGUGUCAGCGUUGCUCACAGGAAAGCCCCUCCCGCCCUGAUUGACGAGUGCAUCGAGAGGUUUGGUCAGUCACAUGGCUCAUGGACACACGAUAAAGAAAAAAAUGGCGGGGGAUUGGUAGGCAGACGCAAGCGGGCUUUGGCCUUCCAGUCUAAUGGUGUGGGCAGUGGUACCUUUGCAAAUGGUGCUGCAGGAAGCCCUACGAUGGGAAAGCAUCCCUUCCGGUUCAGACAAAACUCCAGCUGUCCCUCUUUUGAAGCCCUCGAUGAAAAUGGACUCUCCCCAGAGAUGUCUCACACUAACACUGCUGAACCACCUGCCUCCUCUAAUGGGGUACAACCCACAAACCUGCGGGAGAACCGGACCAUGCUUUUUAUGGUGGGUGUGUCUCAGAUCUUCUUGGUAAGCCCAGACACUAAGAAAGUUGCCAUGGAGAAGAAUUUUCGAGAAAUCUCCUUCUGCUCCCAGGGUAUUCAUCACGUGGACCACUUUGGCUUCAUUUGCAGGGAGACAGUGGAAGGAGGAAACAGUCACUUUGUUUGCUAUGUGUUUCAAUGCACAGAUGAAUCACUGGUGGAUGAGAUCAUGUUGACGCUGAAACAGGCGUUCUCUGUGGCAGCCCUGCAGCAGAGUGCAAAGACACAUGCUCAGCAGUGUGACAGCUGCCCCAUGCAAGAGUUCCACAGACUGUGUGAGAGGAUAGAAGGUCUACAACCGUAUAAAACCAAGCUGGAGCUUCAGAGACACUUGGCCUCUCUGGACAACCACAAGCAAGCUGCAGUCUUUGAAAACACUAAGAGGGCUCAUCCUAACAGUGAACAGGAUGAGAAUGAAUUGGUGAUGGCCUGCUUGAGAACUCUGUAUGAGGAGAAACAGAGACUGCAUCAGCACACACAGCCUGCAUACAGCAAACAGGUCUCUAAGGAGCCAGUUCCAGGCCCAGCUGAGACACAGCAGCAGAGUAGCAGUCGGCAGCGUCUUGAAGAGUUCAAGACUCGAGCAAAGCGCUCGCUCACCGAGUCCUUUGAGGGCAUCUGGAAGGUACCAGCGCUCUCCUUCUAUGCAGAGGGGAGCAGCAAGAUAAGAGCUCAACAAGACCAAACUGGCGGAAGUGAGGGUAACGUCUCUGUCUUUACUACCAAAAGCAGUAAAGAGCAGCCAACUGCAGAAUGCCGACUGUCUACCUCAUCCCAAAAACAACCCGUCAAUCAACUCAGGUGCCACAACUCAACGGGGGACUUGAAACACCACAACUCAACGGGGGACUUGAAACACCACAACUCAACGGGGGACUUGAAGCACCUUGACAAGUCUCUUCUUUCGUCUUCCUCCCAAUCAUCUUUGUCUGGUGGUGAUCAGCCAAAUGGCUCCCGACGACGCGCCAACACCUUCAGCCACUUCUGCACCCCGCCCUCAUCUGAGUCUUCACCAGUACAAUCAUCGCCUUCCACACCUCAGGAUCUUGCCCCUGUGACCAGGACUAAAUUAAUACGAUACUACUCAGUCAGCACGGAUUCUCCACACCAGAGCAAUGAUAUAGAAUUCCUGUCCACCACAAGUCCAGCAUCUGCAGUUGGAGGUAGCCCAUGGUAUAGUCGCCGCCACUCGUGGAGGCAGAAGAUCUUCCUACGGGUUGCUACACCUCAAAAGAACAUAGAAAGUAACGAGCACGGUGACUCCUCUUUAGAUGGCAGCCAGGUGGGAUCUCUUGUGGGAAGAGACAGUGACUUAUCCAUAAGAGCGUUGCCUGAGGAGAAGACGACGAGGAGCAAAGAGGAGCUGAGGGAGCUCUGGAGGAAGGCCAUCCUGCAGCAGAUUCUACUGCAGAGAAUGGAGCGGGAGAACCAGAAGCUGCAGGCCUCUGAGAGCAAUUUACAGAACAAGCGUUUGAAGCUGGACUAUGAGGAAAUAACUCCGUGCCUGAAGGAGGUCACCCUGGUCUGGGAGAAGAUGCUUGGAACUGCAGGACGGGCAUCCAUCAAAUGUGCUGUGGAGACCAUACAUGCCGCUGUUGCACACGGUGUCCCAAGGCAGCUCCGAGGCGAAAUAUGGAAGUUUCUUUCUGAACAGUAUCUACUCAGGCAGACCGUCCCUUCCAGACCACCAGCCACUGACACUCCGUACAAAGAGCUGCUGAAGCAGCUCACCUCGCAGCAGCAUGCCAUCCUCAUCGAUCUGGGUCGUACUUUUCCCAAUCAUCCAUAUUUCCAGGUACAACUUGGAGCCGGACAGUUAUCGCUCUAUAAUUUGCUGAAGGCCUACUCACUGCUAGACCCUGAGGUGGGUUACUGCCAGGGUCUGUCCUUCAUUGCGGGAGUGCUGCUGCUGCACAUGGAUGAAGAGGAGGCCUUCAACAUGCUCAAAUUUCUCAUGUUUGAUGUCGGUCUGCGCAAACAGUACAGACCUGACAUGAUCGUACUGCAGAUUCAAAUGUACGAGUUAUCACGUUUGCUCCAUGACUACCACAGAGAUUUGUACAGUCACCUCGAACAGCAUGAGAUCGGGCCGAGUUUGUACGCCACCCCCUGGUUCCUCACCGCUUUUGCCUCUCACUUCCCCCUCGGAUUUGUGGCCAGAGUCUUCGACAUGCUGUUUCUGCAGGGGUCAGAGGUCAUCUUCAAGGUGGCCUUGAGCCUGCUGGGGAGCCAUAAGCCUCUGAUCCUGCAACACGAGAGUCUGGAGUCUAUUGUGGAUUUCAUCAAGACCACCCUGCCCAACCUGGGUCUGGUGCAGAUGGAGAAAACCAUUAAUCAGGUUUCUGCUAUGGAUGUAUCUAAGCAGCUCCAGGCCUAUGAAGUGGAGUACCACGUCUUGCAGGACGAGCUUCUGGACACGUCCCCAACCCUCAACCAACACCAACGAGCUGCACAGCUGGAGAGAAGCAAUCAGAGCCUCCGACAGCAAAACCUCGACCUGCUUGAAGAGCUGCAGGUGUCCCAAGCUCGCGUGUGCAGCCUGGAGAGGCGAGUGGAGGUCUUGGUCCAGUCAGAGAGCCAUCUGAAGGAGCAGGUGUCUGUGCUGGAGGAGGAGAAGAGCCAGCUGCUGAGCACCGUCACACACCUCCACAGUCUUCUCAGCAGCCACGGCAUACACACCUCCCCCGAUGGACACCUGCUCACACACACCUCUCCCCCAGAGAAACCCCCAGGUGAGGGUAGGAGGGGGGCGUCCCAGUCACACCCUUUAGCUCUGCCACAGGGUUUGUAACUGCAGCCACCAACCCGCUGGAUGGUGAGGUUGACCGGAAGAGAAGCAGGUUGUCAACAAAGUCCAUUGUUAAGGGACGAUGGUGACGCCUCACCUCCACAUUUAAUACGUUCCCCAACCCAUUGAGCUCCAGAAUGCUUUUAUUGUGGAGGAGGUAGGACUUCAAACUAAUGGUCUUCAUGGACCACGCUGAAAACAAUUACCCCAACCAAAUUUGCACAAAUUAUUUUUCAAAAAAACUGACCCAACAGAGAUUGAGGACAAAACCGAUCCCAAAUCAUCACAGCUUGGGCUCGAUCCAGACCUUCUGCAUUACCAUGAACUGAGCAAGACACAUGAAGACUAAAGAGGAAGAGAGGAUCAACAAACUGCGAGAGAGAGAAAAAACAGGAUAGCACCUAUUCUGUUUGACCAACAGUCCCCAAAGACAGCACUGUCCCUGCUCCACUACUGUAAGAAUAAGAAUAAAAA